This is a messenger RNA of Truncatella angustata, 1643 nucleotides long. RefSeq names its product Alpha/Beta hydrolase protein. The coding region runs from base 85 to 1191 and encodes 368 amino acids. The record is from RefSeq and is a predicted model, not a curated record. Gene Ontology annotation, molecular function: hydrolase activity. Lineage: Eukaryota; Fungi; Ascomycota; Sordariomycetes; Amphisphaeriales; Sporocadaceae. The transcript has 5 exons.
CACUCACUCUCGCAUUCCAACCAACACAUUUAACGGAAUCCCACCAGGUCUCAAGAGAAAUUAGUACUUCAAACGGAAAUCAAGAUGAGUGACGCCACAGCACAAGAGCACUCAGGUCAAGCAGCCACCCCUGUUCGGGGUAAGAAAGAACUCACGGCCGAAGACAUCUUCGAGCCCCAUAUCUUGGUCAAGACUGACCCCGAGGUUGUUAAGAUCGUGCUCAGGAGUGCGAAUGCUGGUGUACCGCCCACUCAUGCAAUACCAGUGGAGGAACGUCGCGCACAUCCAGAGAAAUAUAGAACGCCGUGGUCACGGAGCACCGAGGGCUGGCCAAGAGUCCAGGAUGAUGAGAUUACAUCUGAGGAUGCUACCAAGUUUCCGAUCAAGGUGUACCAUCCGGACCCAGAAGUCUGGGGUGAGGGACCGUAUGGCGUACAUUUGAAUUUCCACGGUGGUGGCUUCGUCCUCGGUGAUUUAGAGAGUGAGUCCACUAUUUGCGACAGCAUGCGGGAGGGUGCGGGUGUAGUCGUCAUUGAUGUAAACUAUCGUCAUUGUCCGGAGGCAACAUGGGGCAAAGCCAUCGAGGAUGGGUGGGCCGCAAUUCAAUGGGCAAAACUCAACGCAGAAUCACUCAAGAUCAAUCCGCAUUCCAUCUCGAUCGGCGGCAUAUCUGCCGGUGGCCACAUUUCUGUGGUGCUGCAGCACAAGGCCCGAGAUGCAGGUUUGCCUCUGAAGCUCUGCUUGGCAACAGUUCCAGGAACUACAAGUGCCCUGUAUUACAAGUAUUACACAGACUCCCCGCAUGCAUCAUUUCACGAAUUCUUCCGCGGGCCAAUCUUGCCGUGGGCCUCCAUCAAGUACUUUGGCGAGUACUCCUUCCCACAAGACAAGCUUGAGGAGCGGCUGGCUUUGAUCCCAGAUUGGUGGGCGGAUCCGCUGAACAAGGCGAAGAAUUGGAGCGGGCUCUGUGAUGCUUUUAUCAGAACAGCCGAGACUGAUCCACUCAGAGACGAGGGCGAGGCGUACGCUAUGAAGCUCAUCGCUGGUGGAAAUCGUGUCACACUGAAGCGCUAUCUUGGUGUACCGCAUGUCUUCGCGUUUUGGAAUGGCCUCAAACAGAAACACGAAUGGGAGCAAGACUCUAUUGUGGCCCUCAAACAGGCUCAUGCCUUAUAUUUCAUGCAGCAAUAACAAGUCGAAAUCAAGUAUUGUGCCCGUUUGCCUCUUACGAUCAACCUCAAGGAAGAUGCCUUAAUAAGUGGAAAUUGCAAUGGCAAGCUACGAGAACAUUUGCUCCCAUGCUCCACCAAUCUCGUCGAGCCGUGUUGAUAUAAAUCCGUGUCGGUGUGGAGUACGGGUGCUUUUAAGAUCGUUAUACAACAGCAAGUUCACGAAGAGGAGACAGGCCCAUGCGGCUCUAGCAGUUGAAGGAUACGCCCAGGUGUACAAUAUAGUUGACGAUGCUGGCAGGUUGUCUUCGCACUGACAUGUGCACAGGAGUGUCCCCCUCAUUGUUGGCGAUAGUUGUGAAUGUGCCCUGCUGGGAGAACAGCUGGAUGAUGAGACGAUUUUCUGCUUGUGCCAUGGUCAUCAGAGCCGCGUUUACUCCUAAAUCGCGUUACUGAGGAUAGAGUCAAGUAGCC